AUGAAUCGACCACUUCCGGAGUCUCCCAUCGAUCUUCGUGCACUUGUUCUCUAUGACAAUUAUCAAUGGAAAGCCGCUGGAACAUCUUAUGAAAGUUAUGAGAAAUUGUGUAACAGGAUUGGAGAAAAAGCGAUUUCAUAUGAUGAUUAUGAGUACUGGUUCAAUCAAUAUCACAAGGAAGAGUACCUGGCGAGAAGGGAAAAUGAUGCGAGCAUGUCACUUCGAAACGUGUCACGUCGUCUCCGAGCCAUUGUCGAUAGCUCUAAACCUGCGUUUACUAGUAUAUCUGUCGAAGUUGCAGAUGAUUCCAUUCAAUUCAUGUUGAACGAUAAGGAAUCAUUGGGAUAUGUUGAAGAGGAGGAGUUCGAAACGGAAGACACAAUAAUGAUUCUCAAUUAUCUGAAAUUAAUACUUAACAAUUCGAAACUUCAAUUGGACAUUCUUUACAUUGUCCAUUGGGAAGAGGUGAAGAAGAAGAUGUAUAAAAUACUUCUCAAUCUUCUCAACUCAUUGAAUCUCCAACUCCACGUGAAGCAUUUCUCGUUUCGAACCCCUUAUGCGACCUGUGUACCAGAUGUCGUAAAGCAUUUGAAACCUGGUGUACUGGAGAAAUUGACGUUGGCUAGGCAACUCGGUCAUAUGAAUAUCGAUCAAUUAUAUGGGAUGGAACAGUGGAAACAAGCGAAACACUUGGUCAUCGACAACUUGUUCAUUCCGAUCGAACACUUGUCUCAUUUCACUUCAUUCGAUGUUUCUAUUGAACUGUUUUCUGAUGAAGAAGUUGUCGAAUUGAUCGAUGCAGUUUCUACAUUCAUCAACUUCAAGAGUUGCCGUUUGGAAAUAUUGAAUGCGGAAACAGUCAAAGAUGUGCUGAAUCUUCAACAAACUGAAUCUCCUGAAGUGUUUUCGAUUCCAAAUUCGAAUCUACUUGUUGAAUUCCUACCUUUAAUUACUAUCCAAAUCACUAAAAUCUGA
Molecule: messenger RNA, 975 nt
Organism: Caenorhabditis remanei
Lineage: Eukaryota; Metazoa; Nematoda; Chromadorea; Rhabditida; Rhabditidae
Exons: 3
Coding region: 1-975 (324 amino acids)
Biological process (GO): innate immune response
Source: RefSeq, a predicted model, not a curated record